AUCGAUAUUUGCAGUUUACUUCAAACUGCUCAUCUCAACUCAACAACAUUCGGCUGCGGAGAAUUUUCCAACGUGGUUGGCAUUAACUUCAACAGCCAUUAAAAAACAUGGUUAAUACAAAAGGUAUAAGACGAGGUACUAGGUACCUGUUUGCCCGAAAAUUCCGACAUCAUGGAGUUGAACCUCUGUCUACUUUUCUGAGAGUGUACAAGCGGGGAGACAUUGUCGACAUCAAAGGAAAUGGAGCCUUUCAAAAGGGAAUGCCUCAUAAGUACUACCAUGGUAAAACUGGAAAAGUCUUCAACGUGACCCCACAUGCAGUUGGAGUAAUCGUCAACAAGCGAGUAAGGAAUCGCAUCAUUCCAAAACACAUCAAUGUUCGAGUGGAGCAUAUCAAACACUCCAAAUGCCGGCAAGAUUUUCUUGAAAGAUUGAAAGAAAAUGAACGUAAAAAGAAAGACGCAAAAGCAAAGGGGAUCAAAAUAUCUUGUAAAAGGCAGCCUGCCCAGCCACGUGGUGCGCAUUUUGUCAAAACUCUAGGCAAUAAGCCACAGUAUCUUGAGCCUAUACCAUAUGAAUUUAUUGCUUAAUUUUGGGCUUGUUGAAUAAAAAUUAUUAUCCAUAUA
Molecule: messenger RNA, 626 nt
Organism: Uloborus diversus
Lineage: Eukaryota; Metazoa; Arthropoda; Arachnida; Araneae; Uloboridae
Gene: RpL21
Product: 60S ribosomal protein L21-like
Exons: 2
Coding region: 108-590 (160 amino acids)
Biological process (GO): translation
Cellular component (GO): cytosolic large ribosomal subunit; ribosome
Molecular function (GO): structural constituent of ribosome
Source: RefSeq, a predicted model, not a curated record